AGCAGCCCCGCCCCCGCCCCGCCCCGGAGAUCUCAGCAGCUCUAACUGCGCGUGUGUGUUGGCAGGACCCCAGCGCCAUGCCCAGGCCCACCUCGCAGGACCUGGCCGGGUACUGGGACAUGCUGCAGCUGUCCGUCCAGGACGUCAGCAUGAAGUUCGACGAGUUGCACCAGCUGAAGCUCAGCGACUGGAAGGAGGUGGCGUCCCCGGAGAGGAAGGAGGAAAGAAAGGUCCCCCCUCCAAUACCAAAGAAGCCCCCCAAAGGGAAACUUCCCAUCACCAGAGAGAAGUCUCUGGACCUGCCGGACAGACAGCGCCAGGAGGCCCGGAGGCGUCUGGCGGCGGCCAAGAGGGCAGCGUCCUUCCGCCAGAGCUCGGCCAGCGAGCGGGCCGACAGCAUCGAGAUCUACAUCCCCGAGGCCCAGACCCGGCUCUAG
Messenger RNA from Physeter macrocephalus (sperm whale), 437 nucleotides. Its product is annotated as disks large-associated protein 2-like. Gene Ontology annotation, biological process: signaling. The record is from RefSeq and is a predicted model, not a curated record. Gene Ontology annotation, molecular function: molecular adaptor activity. Gene Ontology annotation, cellular component: glutamatergic synapse; postsynaptic specialization. NCBI's taxonomy places the organism in Eukaryota, Metazoa, Chordata, Mammalia, Artiodactyla, Physeteridae. The transcript has 2 exons. The annotation marks the transcript as partial.